This is a messenger RNA of Hevea brasiliensis (rubber tree), 1179 nucleotides long. RefSeq lists its product as uncharacterized. The transcript has 10 exons. Bases 263 to 967 code for a protein of 234 amino acids. The record is from RefSeq and is a predicted model, not a curated record. Lineage: Eukaryota; Viridiplantae; Streptophyta; Magnoliopsida; Malpighiales; Euphorbiaceae. Gene Ontology annotation, molecular function: nucleoside triphosphate diphosphatase activity.
AGUAGAGAAAUUAAUGAUAAUGAAUCUGGAAGAAUUAAUGAUAAUUUUGUUGUCUUGCACGCAAAAAUGGAAAGCUCUCUGGCCAGAAAAGAAGGGAAAAUUUUUAUUGUUAUCGGGAACGACGACGUUUCGGAAGCCAAGGUAUGAUAGUAUUCUUUCUUGCUCAUGUGCUGUUAUGGUUGCUACUAGCUAAAGAACACGGGAAGCGAACGUCCAGUGUUUUGGUGUGCACAUAUCUAGGUAUUGGGAUACUUUGCACGCCAUGAUGCGUCUAGUUUCUUUGACAACUAUGUUAACAGCCCCUAUUGUCCGCAUAGCAUCCCUACGAAAAUGGAGCUUGCAAGAGAUAGAGAUGGAUACAUGCAAAUCCUCAUAUAAGAUAAUAUUGGGUUCAUCAUCCAUGGCUCGGCGGCAAAUUCUAUCUGAGAUGGGAUAUGAAUUCUCAAUUAUGACUGCAGAUAUAGAUGAAAAGUGCAUAAGGAAAGAGAAGCCAGAGGAAUUGGUUAUGGCUUUGGCUCAUGCCAAGGCAGAUGCCAUUGUAACAAGGCUCCAAACUAUGGGUCAAUUGGAAGAGAAUGCUCAUGCAACCUUGUUGAUUACAGCAGACACAGUGGUCUUGUACAAAGGGAUGAUUAGAGAAAAGCCAACCACAAAGGAAGAAGCACGGAAUUUCAUCAAAGGGUAUUCUGGUGGUCAUGCGGCUGUUGUAGGAUCCGUACUAGUAACUAACCUUACUACAGGAACAAGGAAAGGAGCAUGGGAGAGGGCAGAGGUUUAUUUCCAUGAGAUACCGGAUGAGGUUAUUGAUAGUCUGAUUGAGGAGGGAGUUACAUUCAACGUGGCCGGGGGUCUUAUGCUAGAGCACCCACUGACAUCACCUUUUGUUGAAGCAGUGGUAGGGAGUACUGACACAGUGAUGGGACUUUCAAAAGCUCUUACUGAAAAACUCAUUGCAGAAGCCCUAUAGCAUUUAUAUCGAUUUAGAGCUGUUUGAUUUAAUUUAAAGGAAAAGGAAGUUUUGUGUAAAAACCAACAAUUGGGUUGCCCCCAAUCAUAUGGCGUCUUGAUGAGUAAACCAUGAUUGAAUAUAUAAUCAUUGGAUUAUUAUUAUUUUUUCUUUCUUUUUUUUUUGAAAGUCAGGUGAAUUCUAAUGAGAUUAUCUAAUCUGCUUAUUUUUUU